AUGGCGGAAUUUUACUUGAGUGCCGCUCGGAUUAUUGAAAAGGUUUUACAGAAAAAGGGAACCCCAAAGGCGCUGGUGAUUGAAAAUAGUAGGAUAAGAAACAAGAAGAAACUAUAUGCUUUAGUUUGCGAGGCAAUGAAAUGUAAGAACUGUACCGAAAGCGAAUUUUAUUGCAUUUUAUUGUAGAGUUCAGAAACGAAGGAGUGAGGACCGUUUCAUUUCUCAAUAAUUUGAACGGAAGAAUUGCUUUAUUUUGCACGUUUUCACAAACUAGAGGGAUAAAAUAGCUUACCCAUUUGUUAAAUUUAAAGCGUGAAUGUAGAAAUAACCUCAGUUUGUAAUUGGGUAAUCUUGUUAUUCGAUUGUUUAAUAUUGUGAGGCUAUUCAAAGGGUUCAUUAUUGUAUCUAGAUAAAUCUGUAACAGAUAAAUUAUUGGAGGACACAAAAUUAUUAUCAACGGAAAAACAGGUAAAUAUAUCGACACAAAUUAUGAAAUUACCGCAAACCAUAUAAGAUGAAAAUCCAAUGUAUUCUUUACGCAGUUAAAAUACCCCAUGGCAUUGGUUCUCGUCUUCGAUUUCUUGUUUGGACUUGGCCUUCAAGUUGGCGGUCAGCUAAAACAGGUUAUAAACAGGAAUAAAACCAGUUUAAAAGCUGCGCUCGCUAGACUGAAAGUGAGGGCGAAAGUCGUCAACAAUGAAGAUCUACUGCCGCCAAAUAUCCAGGAACAACAAGGUGGGUUUUGCAGGAAGAGAGCUCGGAAUUCAGGUCGUAUAGGACACUAAUUAUAGGAGAAAGAAGAUCAAUUGAAAGUAUAUCUCUCAAUUCCAUUUAUUUGCCACUACAUGCAAGGCUACUACAUAUAGUGACAAAAAAUGAACAUUAUUUUCUCUCUCUGACAACUGCCAGUUAACCACCAUCCGCUGCACGACAGUCGACAAUGUUUAGUGAAACCUUUCUAAUCUGGUAACACAUGUUUAUUCCAUUGCCAUCCAAUUCAAUUACAAAUAUAAUUAAAAUGCUUGGUUACCUUUUCUCAAUUAUAUGCUUACAUUAGACAGAUUUAGAUCGCGGACGUCAAAGACGACGUGAAAAUGGCGUGGCGUAUCCAUCCAUGGGCACAAGCCAUUUUCACGUCGUCUUUGACGUCCGCGUCCUCGAUCUAAAUCUGUCUAGUAUCAGAACAUGCGAGUUUUUCGAAAAUAUGAACUAGGUGGUGACAAACAUGAACAUCCUGAUGACAUUUUAAAUUGUAUUCGUGUCCAUUUAUAUUUGUUUUGGAACAGAAAUGCAGAUACCGCGUUAUGUUCGAGUGAAUACAGUGAGAACUUCAACAGAUGAAGUCAUGACGUGGUUUUCUGAAAAUGGUUUUAAGUUACAGCGAAGGAAACGCGACAUAGUUGAUUCGAUUCAGGUAUGCGUCGGUGUAUGAUAAGCAAGAAUGUUGUCACUUAUGCGUGAAUAUUUUUUCUUAGAUUUAACAUGCAUUGAAGUCAGUUUUUGUUGCAAGCAAUUUUGUUGCUCGUAUUAUUUAUUGUGUAAUUGUAUUUGUCGUAUAAAAUUCCAGAUGGCAAGUGGGACAUUUUCUGUUGACGAACAUAUUCCAAAUGUUUUGGUCUUCCCACCAGGAACAGAUCUGCAUGACAAUAUUCUGUAUAAAGAAGGCAAGAUCAUUCUACAGGACAAAGUAAGAACACAAGGAUUGAAGAUCUAUUGCACGCGUCUGUUACUCAGGCGACAAUUCCUGCAGUUAUCUGUGGGAAGAAUGCUUCCAGUUUGACUCUGCCAAGCACCACAGAUUCUCUCUAAGUACUGCGGUUCCCCACAGAUUCUCUCUAAGUACUGCGGUUCCCUCCUGUAGUAACACUAGACCAAUAAAGGAAGACUCUUAUUUGGCAUCUAUACAGAAGAGCAGUUUAAAAAUGAUAGAGCUAUCCUUUAUAACACUGGACCAAUAACGGGAAACCCUUUCUAAGCAUCUAAGAAGAACAGUCUGGAACCGUACAUAGAGUAAUCCAAUAAAUAACAUUAGUUGAUAACACUGGACCAAUAAGAUUGCCUUUCCUGUCAUCUAGGCAAGUUGCUUUCCAGCUUUUGUGCUCAACCCACCAGCCGGAAGUGACGUAAUGGACGCAUGCGCCGCGCCUGGCAAUAAAACAAGUCACCUAGCCGCAAUCAUGGACAACAAAGGGUCAGUGAUCAUAUGUCAUGCACUGUUAUAUCUUUGUUCAAAGGUGUUUUAUCAUUUUCAUAUUCUUGUACAGGCAAAUCUUCGCGUUUGAUAUAUCCGAGAAAAGAAUUUCAACAAUGAAGAAAUUACUUCACCGAGCUGGUGAAAAAAUUGUCGAGACAAAACAUCACGAUUUUUUAAAGGUUUGAUUGUGCAAAUUAGCGUGUCGAGUUUUUUCAGAGACUGUCGUAAGUUUCAAUCAUACAAUCUCCGUCUUCUAGACAGACCCUAGUGAUCCUGUGUACACAAAUGUCCAAUAUAUCCUAGUGGACCCCUCAUGUUCUGGUUCGGGUAUGAUCAACCGACUGGAUUACGUCACUUCCGAUAUCGACAAUAUGGUAUUGCUCGUUUUUGAUGUUGGUUGGUUUGCAUGUGUGUGGUAAUUAUUUAUGAUUAGGUCCUAUUGCAAAACUAGGUGAAUUUUUGUCUAUAUUUUCAGGAUGCGAAAGAAAAGCAAAGGGUGUAUUCAUUGGCGCGGUUUCAAGUGAAAGUCUUGAGUCAUGCUCUGAGUUUUCCCAAUGUAAAGAAAGUUGUCUAUUCAACAUGCUCACUACAUAGUAUUGUACGUAUACUAUACUUUGUGAACGUUCCACAAAACUCGAUGAUUCCCAUAUGGGGAUUUAUUAUUUCUCAAUACUAAUGUAUGAUGAUUUAUUAAUUUAGGAAAACGAGGUGGUGGUCAUGAAAUGUUUGGAAAAAUUCCAUGAAAAGUUUGAAUUAAAGAAGGCAUUACCUGACUGGCCACACAGAGGACAUGCUGUGUUUCCUGAAGGUAUUUAAAUCCUGGGCUAAACUAGAAAUCAUUGUGACAUAGUGAAUCAUUUUCAAUUUAUUUUCAGCAUCGAAUUGUGUGCGUGCCUCUCCAAAAGAAGGUUCUACGAGUGGGUUUUUUCUGGCGCUGUUUGAAGCACGAAAUUCAACAGGAACAGUUGAGGUUGCGAACCACAAAGGAAACGGAAUACAGAGAGACAUUAAUCAUAAUGAAAUGAUAUCAAGAUUACGAAAGAAACAAGACGUUUCUAGUGUAAAUACUAAAGAAUCACACGCAGAAGAAAGGGGUGAUCGUAUUACUACGAACACUGAAAUAGACUCCACGAAACGAAAACGUCAAUGCACCACGGAUACUGGUGAGAAAGUGCAAGGAAUAGCACAAAAGAAACGAAUUAAAUUGACAAGAACACAUAGGAAAUGUUCCAACAAAGAAUUCGAAAACAGAAAAAAGUUACUUGCAAAAAGAAAACUUAAAAAAGAAAGGUUACAGAAACGGAGAUUAGAGCAGUAG
Paramuricea clavata is the source of this 3512-nucleotide messenger RNA. NCBI's taxonomy places the organism in Eukaryota, Metazoa, Cnidaria, Anthozoa, Malacalcyonacea, Plexauridae. The record is from the annotation of a GenBank genome assembly.